Plodia interpunctella (Indianmeal moth) is the source of this 1565-nucleotide messenger RNA. RefSeq names its product putative transporter SVOPL. Gene Ontology annotation, cellular component: membrane. Lineage: Eukaryota; Metazoa; Arthropoda; Insecta; Lepidoptera; Pyralidae. Gene Ontology annotation, biological process: transmembrane transport. Gene Ontology annotation, molecular function: transmembrane transporter activity. The record is from RefSeq and is a predicted model, not a curated record.
GAUAGUAGAUGGGAAGCGCGACAACAUGUCUGAUGUCGAGAGCAAGGAUAUCGACAACUACCACUAUGACGAAGCCGUGGAGUUGACUGGUCACGGCUGGUACAACCGCUGGCUCCUGGUCGCUAGUUCCAUCAUCAGCAUGGCUGCAGCCCUGGACAUGUUCGGCUUUACGAUAGUAGUCGCCUCUGCCACGUGCGACCUUCAAUUGGGACUGAAGGAAACUGGUCUCUUGGCUUCGGCACCAUUUGUCGGAGUUAUAUUCGCGUUUCCCUGGGGUUACUAUGCGGACACCCGCGGCAGAUGGCAAGCCUUGAUGGUAUCUACAUCAGGAGGGUUCCUGAUGGCUGUCCUCACUAGCCUUGCACCGACCUGGGAGGUCAUGCUCGUGUUGAAGAUUCUGAGCUGCAGCUUUUCAUCAGUAUCAUACACCCUAACGAUGACAUAUGUGGGAGAGGCCGUGAGCAGCAGACACCGAGGAAGGUACCUCUUCAUACUUACCGGGAUGAACUUGUUGACAGAGUUUGUUUCCUUUGGACUAGCUUACCUGAUCCUCCCCUUGGACUUCAGAAUACCCAUCACUUGGCUAUCGAUUACUUUUCGACCCUGGCGCCUGUUCACCAUGGUAAUGGCAGUUCCACUCGGCCUUGGUAUGUUGUCGCUGGUCUUCCUUCAGGAGAGCCCGAAGUUCUUGGCAGACAAGGGAGAGAAUGACAAAGCGUUGGCGGUGUUGAGGAUCAUGUAUGAGGCUAAUGGAGGGAAUGGAAUUGAAUAUCCGGUGAAACAAUUGAAGAUCGACCCAAGUAACCAAACCAGCCCAACCUUUUGGAGAUCAAUCGUGGAUCAGACAAUACCUAUAUUCAAACCACCUUUUCUGUGGACCACACUAAAACUUUAUUUUCUUAUGACUAUCUGCGGUAGCACUAACAAUGUGUUCCUGAUGUGGAUGGGGUACCCCAUGAUUGUGAAUAUGUUCUUCAACGCGUUGGCCGACGGGUCCAACGCAGGCGCAAGUUUAUGUCAAUCCAUAGCUCAGAAACUGUCCACUUCUACCAAUGUUCGACAUCUUACUUGUGACGACACCAUAUCCCCCUACACCCUAUAUUCCGGCAUGAUCUAUGGCAUAUUCUUCUGUAUUCUCACUCUCCUGGUAGCUCAGGUAGCAGUACACCGGCGCCUGGUCCUCAUUGCCACCUUCUCCAUAGCAGCUGCGAGUGGCAUUCUGCUCAACGUCGUCACCCAGCCGAUAGCUGUGAUGGUCUUUUUCACGCUGCUUCAAGGAACAACCGUAGGAAUCGGCAGUGUCGCGUCGUAUUUCACGGAUUUGUACCCAACUUCUUAUAGAGGAUUGGUGACCAGCAUGUCCAUGAUGUUCGCCCGCUUCGCCUCUAUGGCCGGCGUCAACCUCAUAGGAGCCACCAUCUUCCAUCAUUGCGCUGCGACCUUCUACGGCUGGUCGGCUUUUGUUCUUAGUGGCGUGGCAGUGAGCAUGUUAAUACCAAAAGACAAAGUCAAGUGAAGAAUUUUUUUAAUGCAUCAUAAGAAUAAAAUAUGCUUAUCUACUGCAA